Molecule: messenger RNA, 4671 nt
Organism: Leishmania mexicana MHOM/GT/2001/U1103
Lineage: Eukaryota; Euglenozoa; Kinetoplastea; Trypanosomatida; Trypanosomatidae
Exons: 1
Coding region: 1-4671 (1556 amino acids)
Molecular function (GO): hyaluronic acid binding
Source: RefSeq, a predicted model, not a curated record
AUGGCCUCCAUCUCUCCUGCCCGGCCGUCGAUAGAACCCUCGUUGCGGGUUCGCGAGCCGUCUGCCGCCAACACUCGCCACCAGAAAACAUCCAUGCCCAGCGGCUACUGCCGCCCAGGACGUGCAGUGGAGGAAACGGCAACGCUAGAGCCAGCGGGAUGCAUUUUCACGACCACUGUUGCUGAGGAAUUUGUGCGCGCAGACGCCAUGACAGUAUCGAUGGUCACGACCCCUCUGGCGAGCGUGCAAUGCACACCGCGGCUGCAAAGAGGCAGAGAAAACGCAGUUAGGUCUCCCGAGUCCAUCCUGGGCCACUGCAAACCAGCGCGAUCGCCACGUCCGUCGCAGGUGGCGGAGCUCCGCUUGACUGCAAAUGAAGUCGGUGUGCUCAGCACACCACACGUUGGGCAUGGCCUGCGGACACGCGCUGCUUCUGCUGCUGGCGGCACUCGUCGCAGUGUCACUGACAAAGCCGACGGCUCUCUCACUACCAUGGCACUCUCCGCUGUUCUUCGUCCGCGGAGAAACAGUUUAUGCGAGCUGGACAGGCUCGACCUCUUGUCUGCCGUGGCGGAAUCCGAUGUCGGCACGGACGACCUCGCUCCCACUGCCGCCUCCUUUCAGCUCACGUGCGAGGGGACGGAGUGGUGUGCUGUGGUCGCUGCGCACACCGAAGCUGUGCACCGGCUCGCAACAAUCGAUAUCACAUUGGGAUGUGGGGUCACCACAUGUGAGCUUUCUAAACUGACAAUGAUAGCCACCGAGGCAGCUGGGCUUCAAGUUCGCUUCCAGCUCGUUACGUGGGGUGACGCACAGCGCGAAGCCACCUUUCGUCGUCGGUUAGAGAUGUUUGAGUUUCAGCGUCUUACAAGACUCUACCAGACCACCGUCACCACGACGACGUCGCGUCCACCAGCGGAUGGGGAGAUCAUACAAUGGUCUCCACGCUCCGUGGAAGAUAAUUCUCACCUUCCUGAGGGAGUCGUCGCUUUCACCCCCAACAACCACCGCUGGGUCAGCGAAGAUCGCCGGCAGCUCGUUUCAGAGUUCGAGACAACAUUGGAAGAUAUGCAAUCUAUGCUCUUUCAGAAGGAACAGGAGCUGCAGCACCUGACCUCCCAGCUCGAGGAGGAGCGUCGUUGCAGUGGGCAGAAUGUAGCGGACUUGCAGAACCAACUCAUCACAAUGCGCCUGGACCAUGCGUGCAUGGAUAAAGAGCUCGAGAGCAUCUCCGCAGCUCUCCUCGACACGCAACAGUCCUGCAACGUACUGCGGCAGCUUGUAACCGAAAGUGAGGUACGCCACCGGUUUGAGAUGGAGCAUGCAGAAGAAGAAUACGCAGUCCUCGAAAAGGAACGCGCACAGCUCAUAAACCAAUAUAAAACUCAGAUUACCUCGUUAAACGAGCAGUUACACGUAGCUAACAAACAACUCGAAGACGCAACACACACCAAGGACCUCACCGACACAACCUACACUUCCGUUAAAGCAGACCUUGAAAGCUUUCGCACUCACUUAACCACUAGCGGUGAGCAGAAUGACAAGCACGAUCCGCUUGCCUCAUAUAGGCGCGGCAUCGUGGACGCGGUGCGCAGCGAGUACGAGGCACAGGCUGCUGAGCUUGUGGACUCCGCGGAGCUUGUGGAGGCCCGUGACGCGCUGGCGGCGGCGGAGCAGCGCUGCGACGCGCUGGCGGCUGCCCACGCGGAGGCUGUUGCUGCGCUGGAGGCGAGGAGCGCGGCGUCCGAGGGCGAGCUGGCUGCUGCGCGCGACGCCAUACGCGCUGCUGAGGAGCGGCUCGCGGAGGCGGACUCGGAGCACGCCCGCGUGGUUGCUGCGCUGGAGGCGAAGGCGUGUGCUGCCGAGCGUGAGGCUGCUGCCGCUCGCGCAAAGCAGGAGGCCGUUGUGAGCUGCACGCGCGGCAUCGUGGACGCGGUGCGCAGCGAGUACGAGGCACAGGCUGCUGAGCUUGUGGACUCCGCGGAGCUUGUGGAGGCCCGUGACGCGCUGGCGGCGGCGGAGCAGCGCUGCGACGCGCUGGCGGCUGCCCACGCGGAGGCUGUUGCUGCGCUGGAGGCGAGGAGCGCGGCGUCCGAGGGCGAGCUGGCUGCUGCGCGCGACGCCAUACGCGCUGCUGAGGAGCGGCUCGCGGAGGCGGACUCGGAGCACGCCCGCGUGGUUGCUGCGCUGGAGGCGAAGGCGUGUGCUGCCGAGCGUGAGGCUGCUGCCGCUCGCGCAAACCAGGAGGCCGUUGUGAGCUGCACGCGCGGCAUCGUGGACGCGGUGCGCAGCGAGUACGAGGCACAGGCUGCUGAGCUUGUGGACUCCGCGGAGCUUGUGGAGGCCCGUGACGCGCUGGCGGCGGCGGAGCAGCGCUGCGACGCGCUGGCGGCUGCCCACGCGGAGGCUGUUGCUGCGCUGGAGGCGAGGAGCGCGGCGUCCGAGGGCGAGCUGGCUGCUGCGCGCGACGCCAUACGCGCUGCUGAGGAGCGGCUCGCGGAGGCGGACUCGGAGCACGCCCGCGUGGUUGCUGCGCUGGAGGCGAAGGCGUGUGCUGCCGAGCGUGAGGCUGCUGCCGCUCGCGCAAAGCAGGAGGCCGUUGUGAGCUGCACGCGCGGCAUCGUGGACGCGGUGCGCAGCGAGUACGAGGCACAGGCUGCUGAGCUUGUGGACUCCGCGGAGCUUGUGGAGGCCCGUGACGCGCUGGCUGCUGCCCACGCGGAGGCUGUUGCUGCGCUGGAGGCGAGGAGCGCGGCGUCCGAGGGCGAGCUGGCUGCUGCGCGCGACGCCAUACGCGCUGCUGAGGAGCGGCUCGUGGAGGCGGACUCGGAGCACGCCCGCGUGGUUGCUGCGCUGGAGGCGAAGGCGUGUGCUGCCGAGCGUGAGGCUGCUGCCGCUCGCGCAAAGCAGGAGGCCGUUGUGAGCUGCACGCGCGGCAUCGUGGACGCGGUGCGCAGCGAGUACGAGGCACAGGCUGCUGAGCUUGUGGACUCCGCGGAGCUUGUGGAGGCCCGUGACGCGCUGGCUGCUGCCCACGCGGAGGCUGUUGCUGCGCUGGAGGCGAGGAGCGCGGCGUCCGAGGGCGAGCUGGCUGCUGCGCGCGACGCCAUACGCGCUGCUGAGGAGCGGCUCGCGGAGGCGGACUCGGAGCACGCCCGCGUGGUUGCUGCGCUGGAGGCGAAGGCGUGUGCUGCCGAGCGUGAGGCUGCUGCCGCUCGCGCAAACCAGGAGGCCGUUGUGAGCUGCACGCGCGGCAUCGUGGACGCGGUGCGCAGCGAGUACGAGGCACAGGCUGCUGAGCUUGUGGACUCCGCGGAGCUUGUGGAGGCCCGUGACGCGCUGGCGGCGGCGGAGCAGCGCUGCGACGCGCUGGCGGCUGCCCACGCGGAGGCUGUUGCUGCGCUGGAGGCGAGGAGCGCGGCGUCCGAGGGCGAGCUGGCUGCUGCGCGCGACGCCAUACGCGCUGCUGAGGAGCGGCUCGCGGAGGCGGACUCGGAGCACGCCCGCGUGGUUGCUGCGCUGGAGGCGAAGGCGUGUGCUGCCGAGCGUGAGGCUGCUGCCGCUCGCGCAAACCAGGAGGCCGUUGUGAGCUGCACGCGCGGCAUCGUGGACGCGGUGCGCAGCGAGUACGAGGCACAGGCUGCUGAGCUUGUGGACUCCGCGGAGCUUGUGGAGGCCCGUGACGCGCUGGCGGCGGCGGAGCAGCGCUGCGACGCGCUGGCGGCUGCCCACGCGGAGGCUGUUGCUGCGCUGGAGGCGAGGAGCGCGGCGUCCGAGGGCGAGCUGGCUGCUGCGCGCGACGCCAUACGCGCUGCUGAGGAGCGGCUCGCGGAGGCGGACUCGGAGCACGCCCGCGUGGUUGCUGCGCUGGAGGCGAAGGCGUGUGCUGCCGAGCGUGAGGCUGCUGCCGCUCGCGCAAACCAGGAGGCCGUUGUGAGCUGCACGCGCGGCAUCGUGGACGCGGUGCGCAGCGAGUACGAGGCACAGGCUGCUGAGCUUGUGGACUCCGCGGAGCUUGUGGAGGCCCGUGACGCGCUGGCGGCGGCGGAGCAGCGCUGCGACGCGCUGGCGGCUGCCCACGCGGAGGCUGUUGCUGCGCUGGAGGCGAGGAGCGCGGCGUCCGAGGGCGAGCUGGCUGUGCGCGAAAUGGGGUCGUGUUAUGAUGAUGUAAGCCCUGAGAAUUUUCGUGGUUUGUUUGAUGCGUCUGAUUCUCGCGAGUUUUUUGUUGCUGGUAUGCAGUACGGUGUUGAAGUGCUGCGGGAGGAGUUCGAGUCGCGUGCGAGUAAACUGGUGAGCUGCGCGCGCCGAAUGGUUGGUGCGAAAGCUGCUGUGGAGGGAGCUCGGAGGAGGUGUGCGGAGGUGAGUGCUAAGUGGGCGCGUGCGGAUGUAUGUGUGGGGGAUGAAAAGGAGUUUUUAAAGGGAGAGGUUGUGGCGGCUCAUUCUGAAUUUAAAGCCAUGAUGGAUCGCUACCUCGAGGCUGAGGCGGCAGCCGAUGCGGAAGAGGACGCCGACGAAGAUCACCGGUGUGAGGCAAUUUUCUGUGCAUUGACUCGGGAGCUGAAAGGUGCCCGUGAGAAGCUGAAGACGAUGCAGCAGAUUAACCGAAUGCUGCGGGAGAAGUUCCGGUCUGAACUGCAGUCAUCGGAGAGAAGUAUACCGUAUUCAUGUUGA